UACAGCAGAAGGAUCAGUGGUGUCCUGAGAGGGAAAACGAUGAUAAUGAGAAGGCUCGCGACUAAUCGCACGGUUCUGUGACAGGUGAAUCCGUGAAUAAGGAAAAGAUACCGAGUGAAGAGGAACGGCACAGCAUGCCGUAAGCGACGAAAUUAUUUGGGCGCACAGGGAAUAAGCCGCUGACGCCGCUAAAAACAACAGAAGAAUAGUGAAGUAAGGAGGAAUUGUUGGGCCCUGGUACGGUCGAGAACGGUGUGUAAUGAGUGGCGGUGGUUAUCGUGGUCGGGGCUUUGGACAACGCACGAGGCCGACGGCCAAUGGAUUCGCCGGAACCCGAUUUCCUCAUCCCAAUUUGAAGCAACAAAACCGCAGGGGUAGCAGCAGCAGGCCACCUAGCGGAUCCGACAACUGGCAAAGCAGGGAAAGUGACAGUAGAGGUCAGAGUAACAGGCCUUAUCAGUCAUGGAGGCCCAACAGACCCAGUGCUCCAUUUCAAAAGUACUCUAGAUCCACUCAGUUCCAAUCUGAAUGGGAUAGAACAAGCCCCAUUGAUAGGCUAUCAGACAGAUCUCUUGAUAGAAAUGAUCGAUUGGAAAGGGACAGAGAUAGGGAUAGAGAUAGGGAUAGAGAUCGUGAUAGAGAUAGAGAUAGGGAUAGAGAACGAGAUAGAGACAGAGACAGGGAUAGAUCUGAAAGGGAAAGAACAGAUAGAUUUGAUCGACAAGAUAAAAAUGAAAGACCUUAUCAGAAUUAUAACAGGGGAAGAGGUUUUAACACUAGGGGAUCAAAUAUGCGCUAUCCUGGACCUGGAAGGCCCUACUCUUAUUCAAGUCGUCGCUCCAGUCCCUACCAUAGUGACAGUUCAUCGCCAUCCCUUCCUGACAAGCCUCAGGAGCCCCUACUGGGAUCCGAAGAGGAACGUCAACAAAAGAUAACAGAAACUGCUGCAAAGUUAAAAAAAUCUUUAUCCAAUAUCACAGAAGAAGAAAAGGUAAAUUUUUGGGAGCAAGAUCUAGCAGAAUCAGCAUUUUCAUCGGCUACUGAUGAUGCAUCUGCAAAUACUAUUACUUGUCAAGAGGACUUUACUAUGAGUGAAAAUUCAGGAAUACCCGAAUUGAGGCAUGAACCUCCAGAGCUAAAAUUGUCACUCGAUGAUCUUAAGGACAUUGGUCGUAGAGUUGAAUCAGAACCUAUAGGUAAAAUUGAUUUCAAUGAAUUCUCCUUGUCUUCUAAAGAAGUAUAUGAUGAUACACAACUUAUAGUGGACAGUGUUGGUAAUCCAGAGAUGGAUGAUUAUGGAAUGCCCAAUGACAUAUUAAGUGGAGAAUUCGAUAAUGAACAAGCAGUAGCACACAUAGAGGAAGUGCCCAUGUGUACAGAACAACCAAUGGUACCACUUGAAGAACCCAUCAAUUUUGACAAUGUUAUGCAAAUACUUCAUGGAAGUAGCGAUCAGUUACAGGAUGUCAUGGAAGCAGAAAAUAUUUGUGAUUCUGCUAUCGCUGCUGAUGAUUCACAGCAACUUUCUAUUGAUAAGGAUGACUCUUUAUCAUCUAUAAAAUUGUCCAAGUUGGACGUGGAUUCAGAGUUAACAUCAUACUACGAAUCAGAUCGUAGUACAGCAGUUACAACAGCAACGACUACUGUAACAGCCUCGAUAGUCACUAUGUGCCCACCGCCCUUUACCUCAACUGACUAUUCUAAAUCAUUCACACCAACUCUUGGAUAUGCCCCUAGAAUCUCGACUCCUUGGCAAACACCUUUUGAUGAAAUACCGUCGGACUUCAGCAAACCACCACCAGCCUUACCGAAUGUGAAGAAAUCGGCAAUGGGUGGCAUUGUUUGCGAACUUGACUCCAGUAAGUCAAUCAAACAUGAGCCAGAAGUAUUGCAACCGCCGCCUGCCUUUGAUCCACGCAAGCCUAUCAUCUCGACCGUUCUUGAAAAAAAGCAGGAAGAAGUUCGACAGCCACCACCGGUUUUUGAUCCCCGGCUUUCUCUUACUGAACGUUCAUCUCUAAUGCUUGGAGCGGCGACGCGAGAACCACCCAAAACCACGUUGCCCCCACCUCCAGUCAUGAUACCUAGUUUUGCAGCCUUUAUGACUCCGGUGCAGAUGAGCUUUCCAGCAGUGCCGAUGCCUGUCCCAGUCACCUGUACAGCGCCACUACCCGUGCCACCUAUCCUCAAUCCCGAGCCGAUGCCGCCUCCUCCGAUCGGUCCAACUCCGGCCAUGCCUUCAAUGAGUUUCGAUGAGGACGGUCUCGAAGAGAUGCAGGAGGCAAUGGAGUUCGCUAAACAGCUGAUGAGCAUGAGCGAUGAGAAAUCAGUGCAGCCAACAACUCAGAUUACACCCUCAAUACCCGCUUCAAUUGGAGUUCGCACUGUACAGCCGCUAGCUCCUAUUGCCACAGAUCUCGUUGAUCCUGCAUCUGCGCCUCUCGUCAUCAGUGCUGUCCCCAAACCUAUAUCGCCACCGCCGUCGCACUCAACUGAUUCGAAUCCUAGUCUCGCCGUAGCAGCGAUUGUAGCCUCCUCCCAGGUGGCAAUGGCACCUAUAGCAUCUGCAACCGCUGGUCUCGGUAUUGAGCCCGCUACUCUGGAACAAGCCGCCCAGAUAAUGCCUGGUAUGGAUAUCCUUAAGAUCUCGCAGCAAAUAUUAAUGGAUAAACAUACAACCGAGGACCUGCUCAGACACACCCAGUUACUGAAUCUUAACAACGAAGCAAUCGCCAAGGUAGCUGUAGCCGGAACGACAAACCUACCUUUGGGAUCGAGUCCAUUAGUUGCCGUGGCCACGAGUAUGCAGUCUCCGAACGAGGCCAGCACUACGGACGUGCGUAAGCUCGUAAAAGCCGUGUCCGUCGAAAAGAAACCCAUAGUGAAGAAAGAGAUGAGCGCUCAUGAAGCCUCCUGGAAACACCGCGUAAUCAACAGGUUCCUUAAAAUGAGUAAAAACGAAAUACGUAACAUGCUCAAUCAUUCUAGCCUACGGAAGUUCGACAUUGCUAUGAAUCACUUAGUAAGGGAGAAGAAGAGCUCCAUCAAUCAGGAAAUUCGCAUUAGCGAGGAUGAACGGAUGAGGGAAUACGACAGGGAAGAAUUUAUGAAUCAGUUGAACGCGAUGCUGGAUCCCAACGCCGCAAUCGACAUUUCCAAUUUACCAACCGAUUUCAUUCAUCAUCUGAACGAAGUGUUACAGCUGGAUCCGUUACAGUUCGAAGCCGGACCAGCCACUACUACUAUCGGCGGUGUUACUGCUAUUACCGCGCAACCGAUGAUAGUUUCAGAAUCGAUAAAAUUAGCCGAUCUUGGUAUUGCGAGCACUCAACAGUCGGAGAUGAUUAUUAGUUCCUAUGGACUUGAAAACAGAACUGAAAUACCAAUUACGACAACGCAUCAGGAACUCACCCGGCGGAAGAAAGAGAACAAACCAAAUAUCGAAUCAAUUUUGAAUUAUCCAUAUAAAGAAAAGCGAAAAGUCACUGUAAAGGUUAUUCGUGAUGAACAAAAUAAAAAAAUGGUGCCAACUGCUAUUUUACGUCAAGAAAUCAAGCAGCAGCAACAACAACAACAACAACAACAACAACAACAACAACAACAACAACUGGAAUAUCACUCCACAAGUACGACAAAAUCAUCUUCAAGUAAUAGCUUCAGUCGAUCGAUACGCACAACAGCAACGACUACUCAAAUAGAUACGGAAUACAACCAAUAUACGGCCCAACAAGAUUAUAUUUUACGAGAACACGCAAAGAUGCCAACCGAAAGCUUUGAAACUCCCGUUGUGAAUAUGGCCGAUAUCGACGAUAUAUUUUCUGCAGGCAUCGCUAAAGUCAGGCAAGCUACAAAAGUUUCGUCACCUCAAUUGCCUACCAUUAGUAUAACGAGCAGACUGACGAGUCGUAUCGAUCGUAAUAAUAAGACUACAUCCGAGGUUCAGCACCAGCCCCAGUUUCAGCAGCAACACGAUAAUCGUACGGCUUUCAAUCUUGACGACAUAUUUUCGGUAGGCAUGGCUAGAGCCAAAUCAGUUACGGAAGGAAAUCGAUCGAACAAAAUUGCUAAUCAACAUGGCAGUGCUGAUUUUGAGACAGAUAUGGUUGAGCGAUGGAUGAGAAAGGAGCGAGAACAUAUCGAUGCUUAUCGAAAUCUCACUAAAGAGGAAUGGGAUGCUAAAUAUGGAAAGACCAUGGAUCGGGGUGCGUUCGAACGUGAGCUGGAGGUCACUUUUUCUGAAUUCAAUAAAAUGCAAGCUCUGAACUUGAACGAAGAAGAACCUCCUACUAUCGAGCAACCGCCUCGGGAGUCAUCCAACAGUGAUGACGAUACGACUUCGACUUCAUCUAGCGAUACUGAUGAUGAAACCUCUUCAGACGUUACGCAACUUCUUAAAGUUAUUAAGGAACGAGAAAAGAUUGCAAAAAAGAAGUCGAUCAAUGAAACAAUAAGGGACGAGGUGGCUGCAGAAAUUGAGCGUAAGUGGCGUGAAAAGAACAAACAUAAAGAACGCAAGGCAAAGAAACGCGCGCGUAGGAAAAAAGACAAAAAGGAACGGAAAAAACGUGGCAGGAAAAAACAUAAGAAACGUUCGAGAAAUAGUGAUUCAGAUUCAGAUGAUGAAUUGCCAACAAAACUGCUUACUGAAGAUGAAAUUAAAAAAGAGGUUAAAGAAGAACCUGAAGUUAUUGCUACUUUAGCGGCCGUAGGUGGAAGAACAGUUCUUUUCAAAAGUAGUCAGACAAAUCCACGAAACACACAUGCUGCUAAGCCUUACGUUGCAAAAAUCAAAACUGAUGCAAAACAAAUACAUGAGAAUGAACAUCAUGUGAGGAAAGUUACUUUCUCUGACAAAGUCAUUCAUCACGAAAUAUCUGAUAAAGUAAGCCUCAAGAAGCUUGCUGCUGAGGGCAAAACAAAGGGAACUUCGAUGCCCGCUGCAUUAGUUGGCCACUCUGCUUUAAAAUCUGCUCCGCAAUCGGCCUUAAAGAUUCCAGGAAAAAUAGUCUCAAAGAUAAAUACUACUGCUGCUCAAGCAGUAACUAAAAUGACUCCCUUAAGAUCGACAACUACCAGUACUACAUUAACAAAAACAACUACGAUUGUUACUACUGACACUGUCCAACCAGUUUCAAAAAAAUCUACUACUUCAGCAGUAGCCGAAAAAAUACUGAACACGAAAGCAACAGCAGCAUUGCCUCUGAUAGCAACAUCAAUUUCUAUGCCAGCAAUAACAACGGUAGCAGCAUUGCCUCUCAUAGCAACGCCAAUUUCUAUGCCAGCAAUAACAAUGAUAGCAGCAUCUCCCUCGGCAACAAUAAUCUCACCAAUAGUAACAACAGUAGCGAUAACAGCAAUGUCGACAUCUAAGAUCACAGCAUCGACUUCAACGAUUACAGAUCCAAUUAUGGUGAUCGCGAAUUCGACAACAAGAAUCACGGUACCAACUUCGGCAAUAGCAGCACCAAUUUCAGCUAUUAUAGAUCAAACAACGGCGAACACACCAUCUUCGACAAUUAUAGAGCCAACAACGGUAAUCACAACAAUAUCAUCAUCAUCAACCGCUACAGUCCCAACAACUACUAUUAUUGCAUCCAUGGCAACAAUUACUGUACCAACAACAUCAAUUAUUAUUCCGACAGCAGUAAUUACAGCGCCGACAACAAUAGCAUUGACAACUGCAAUGGCAGCAACAACGACAAAAGCUACUAGCACAAUUACGACAACAGCAGCCAAAACAGGAAUACCAAUGUUAACUACUGCAACAGUAAUAGGAACUACAUCAGCUUCAAUAAUAAAUGUCACAGCACCACAGAUAAAGAUUCCAAUGAGGAAGUUGAUGCCACAUACAAAUAUAGAAAGUAUUAAGUUAAUAUCUAAAGAGAUGGAGGACGAUAUACUUAAAAGUAUAGAAGAAGCUUGCAAAGAAAAUUUAUCGAAAAUUAGCGCAGGCUUAGAAAGUGUCUUAAAACCUAUAAUUAAACCUAAAGCUCAAGAAAAGAGUACAUCAAUGCGUAAUAUAGCUAAGAAAAAUCUCGAGUCGAAAAAGAUAGAAAAACCAUCUGCUAAUGAUAAAUCAUACGAUCCAAAUAAACCAAAAAAAUUAGACAUUAAAGCUUACAAGGCACGCUUAUUAGAGCGUCAGAGAAAGGAACAUGAGAAAAUUAAGCAAUUUGAGAAUAAUCCUGUAUCCCUUACACAUGAUCUUCUUAACAUUUCUAUGAAGAAGCGUAUAAGCCAGUCUCAAGAUGUAGGAAACAAUAUGACAAGAACUGAAGCCGAGGCAGUUAAGAAUUUUAAAUCAACUAUUAAACUAAAACGCAUAAAUAUUCAUGAGAAAAUAAAUGAAAAGACAGAUACAUCUAGUAUAGAGACUACAUCAACAAAUGAUUAUACUCAUCAAGAUAGAUUAAUAGAACACUCUGAAUUAGAGGAUGUAAUAAGUUUGAAAAUGUUUUCUAGGGCAGAAACUGAUAGAUGCGCAGCUGGUCAUCCUCACAUAAAGUUAGAUGACAAAACAAUUGAUGGCUCAAAGAAUAAGAAAAAAAAGAAGAUAUGCAAGGCUUGCGAAGCUGACAGUCAUAAAUUCAAAAAUAUUAAAUCUGAAGGUAGCAAAGAACUUAAAUUAAAAUCCAAAUCUGAUUCAUCUGACGGCGCUGAUGAACAAGAAAAGCCUGAUCAACAAGAUACAUCAAAAAGAGUAGAAACAAAAAUAAAGGAUAAUACGAGUAGAGAUGUUUGUGGAAAAUCUAAUAACUUAAAUAAGCUUGACGUAUUAGAAAUUGCUUUGGCGAGUAAUCGUCCAGUAGAUCCACGUAUCAUUUCAGCAGCUAAAAGGAAAUCGGCGGCGGCGGCGGCAUUACUCAAUGAAAAAUCUAAUAUGGAGAAAAAAGAAGUUCAUGAAAUACCAAUGGAAACAGAGCAAAAUGUUAUGCUAACUAUGCAACCACCAGAUAUCAACAGUGGCGUAUUUUUUAUUCAACCAACGGUUACAUGCGAUGGACUGUCAAAUACGGUUUCGAACCAAGAGAUAAACAAAUACAUUGGCGUCGAAAUGACAACUCUGCUUACAGAGAUCGACGCACGUGAAAAUACUUGUUCUCUUAAAGACCCUUUCUUUGAACAAACAGUUGCGGUAGAUGAAGAGUAUCUCAAAGCUGAUGGUAUGUUCACGACUAAUGAAAUCGAGCUUUCGAGUGAAUGCGCUACCCUCGAAAUGGAAGUCAUUAAUCCAAUAGACAGUGCGUUACAAGAUGUAAUCACUGAUGAAAUCGUGCAAAAUGUUGCUGCUGUAGAAACACAAGCUUAUGUUCACGUGCCUGAAUUCAAUUCACCUGACGAGGCAUCUUCAAAUAAACUUGCAUCGAAGAUAUUCGAAAUAAGUGAAACAUCAAAUAUGGGUACCUUAUCAAUCUCGAGUGCGAACAUUCCAUUAAAAAAAUUUGUAGGAAAUGCUAUUGAACCAGUAAUAGCAGUUGAAAAUGAUGCUUCGAGCUUGCCUCAAACACAAUUUAAUAAAAUAAAUUCAGAAUCUUCUAUUACCUUUAAAAAUAUUCAAGAAUAUAAAGAAAUAAAAGAAUCGGAUACUGAUAAUUUAGAGGCGUUGAUGAAAGAUUUCGUCGACGAAAUUAAUGAAGAGCCACGUGCUAUUACGCAAAAUGUAAAUCAAAUGUUAGAUGAUAAUAUAGAGAAUCAGAAAAUACGAAAAUCAGAUGAACGAGUAUUAAAUAAUAAAUACAAUAACAAAAAGAAAAUGAAUGAAGGAAUAAAUUUGAAAAACAUCAAAGAUAAUAACAUAAAAAAUACCAAUGAAGAAAAUAAUUUAAAAAAUUUAGAUGAUGAUAGUUACUGGCAAAAUGCAGAUAAGAAAAAUACUGAAGAGGAGAAUAAUUUAAAAAAUUUAAAUGAAAAUAGUGUAUCUGGAAAUUUACACGACACGCAAAUUAUGGAUGAAAGUAUUAUUAUCAACGAUGUUAUUGAAGAAGUUGUAAUAGAUACAUGUCACGAACAGGGUAAAACAAUAACAGAAUACAUUGAUCAAGAAAAAGCAAUUAUAGAAUGCUUAGAAUCAGAUACUAUAAUUACUGAAGAAGUAACUGAAUGUGUAGCAUAUGAACAUAUAAAUACUGAAAAUUUUGAACAAAAGAAUAUAAAUAAUGAAAAUCUGGAUGAUAGUCAAUUAAUGAAAUUUAUGAAAGAAAGUGAUGAAAUGAAAUGUAAUAAAAAUUAUGAUCAGCUUAUGCAAAAUACUAAAGAAUUGAAAGCAACAAAAAAUAAUGAAGAAGUAAAUACUUUGGAUAGUAUUAAACAAAAUAAUGAACUAUGUAAUAAUCCAGGAAUUAAAAUUGCAGUAUUGAAAUCAACUAAUUUCCAAAAUAAUUUUACCAACGAUGCCGAAAUUGGCUCUAUAAGCUUGGAUAAUAAGGUAGAAGAUAUUUUACCCAAUGCAAGUAUGCAAGAUUUUAGUAACCUUAAAAAGCAACUAGAAAAAAAUGAGAAUCAAUUUGAAAUUAUUACACCAUCUAUGGCAGAAAAUACUACUGAACAACCUAUAAUGGACAACAUUGCUCUUGACGAAUCACCGCAAGAGAUUAUACCAGAAGAAAUAAUUUAUCCAAUUACAAAUGAUCCUGAAAAAAGUCAUAUGCCGCAAUCUUUAGGUGAUGAACAAAUAUUUUCUGAAAAAAUUGAGGUUGACAAUACGCAAGUACCGUUUAGUGAAGGAACCUCUUUAGACAUACGGACUACUUUAGAAGAAAAAUCUGCGGAAAUAUCCGUGAAAAAUGUAGUUCCAAUAAAAAGCAUUGUCUCGUAUCAAAAUAUUCAGGAGAAUAUAAUUCACGAAUCAAUUAGAAAUCCAUCUCAACCACUCUAUGAAGAUAUUUCAAAUUCACCUAAUCCACAGCUUGAUUACGAAAUAUCAAUGCCAACAAAAUACGAGGUACCAAUAGCAAUGAAAGAAGAUACAGCACGGAGUUUGUCGUCUACAUUGUUACUUGAUACACAUUAUGAAGUAUUGUCUCUUAAUAAACAAGUUUCAGUGUCGUCUGCAAUGAUAUACAACGAAUCAAAAGAUAUAAAAGAUUUAUCCCAAGAGCUCGAUACGCCACUUUCGCCUGAACCAGAAGAAAUCAUACAACCAGACGAUGAAAUUCAAAGAUUCAAUGAACCACUACAUAAAAAUACUGCCUCGCAUGAAUUCAAUAAAAGUAAGAUCUGUUCUCAUAAAGAUUCGUCUCAGUUAAUCCAUAUUAAGGACGAAAAUGAACGAAUACUAAAAAAUCCUUCACCACCAUCUGUAAGUGCAUUAUUAAAAUUAAAAGACUCAACAGAUAUCGUAAACAUACAACAAGCAAUGGAAGAAUUGUCGCCGAUUCUGGAAGUUUUUGGUGAUCCAAAGUCCGAGGAAAUUCCUGCAUUAAUAGCCGAAGACAACAUGCCCUCUCUAUCACAGGCGAAUGCAAUGUCAGUAAAUUUGGACGAUCCUAUUGAGAAAUCGCUUCUGCUACUUGACUUAGAUUCGAAAGCUCCUGUCUCUAUAAUGGAGCAACAACACGCAAUUGAUGCUGUUCAAGCCUAUCAGAAAAUUGAUAACAAAGGAAGCGAUAUUAGCGGCGUAAUACAUCCUGUCAAAAAACAUGCAGACAGAGCAACGAUGGCAAUGAUGACGGCCAUGUCGCAACCGCAACCGCAACCGCAGCCACAGCCGAGGGCUCGUCCAACAAUGAUAUCUGAAAUGAUUUUGAAAACACCCAUAACCAUAAUACAUAUGAGCAAGGAUGGUAACAAGAAGCUAAGCAAAAUCAAUGUACCCCCGGACCUUGCGGCAACGUGCACGAACGCUCACUAUAUCGCGUUAAAACAAAGACAGAUUGCAAAAUGUGACAUAUCGAGGCCGAUGAGCCCUAUACCCACUGCACAGGUUCCAUCUACCGAUAACAUAAAUGGAACCCUUGAUAACAAAGAAGGAAACAUGGAUAAUACAGGCGGCCUGCAUGCACUCGUACAAGUGGAAUCUCAAGGGAAAUGGCAAAAGGCCGUGAGUGUUGUUCGGAACGCCGAAUGCAUGCCUUUUUCAAGGCUGGUAGCAGAUCGACACGUAGAGCAAGUAGCAUCGGUUACUGAUAGUGAUAAGUAUAGUGCUAUUUCCGAAGGUAUAGAAGCCAUCGAGAAUGAGGUUCGUAGUAAUAAUAGAGCGCAACCAAGCAGAAACACAGUCAGUGCAAAUUUGACCAAGGAAAACAGUACAUUCGUGAAUUUGGAUAAUAAAAGUCAAGAUAGCAAUCAAGUUGUAGAGAUGAGUAAAGACGAAGUGAAAACAAGAGUGAGCACCGCCAUACGGUCUAAUAGACAAAAGCCUUUCGUGCUAUUAGAAAAGUUCAAGCAUGUGGAAAAUAUGGUUAGUGAAAUGAAAAGCCGUAAUACGGAGAAGAAUUUGCAUAAAAUACAUAAUAAACAAAAGACAAAACAUAAAAGUCACUCCCAUAUUCCAACUAAAAUGGGUAUUGAAAAUUUGACAAAUAAAAGUAUAACGAAGAAGAUCCAGCUAAACACAAGGGAAAGUAUUGUGUCGAGGUUAUUUGAAAUCGAUCAAGCAGUCAUCAAACUGAUGAAUGAAAAAAUGAAAUUGUAUAACAUGCUUAAUAGUGAGAAUUUUACUAACAAAAAUGAUACUACCAAUAAUCAAGAACUGGAGCAUUCAAUCGAAAAUACUUGCAGAACAUCGAUCGAUGAGAUGAAUAAACAUCUAGAGCCACUAGCCGGCCCAUCAAAUAUUAAUUAUUCGCUUAGUUCUUUUACUACUCCGUUGAUGUCAAAUUUAGUAAAUAAUCCUCUGUAUAAAUUUACCAAAAAAUCGUUGCACAAUAUUUCCAAUAAUGAUAUUAAUACUUUAGAAAAUAAAUCUAUUUCUUAUGAAGAUAAGUUCUUCGGAAAUGAACAUAUAAAUAAAACCGAACAUCGCCAUGACAGUAAAAAAAAGGAGAAAAAACACAAAGACAAAAAGAAAAAGAUAAGUAGGUCUAAAGAGCAAUCUAACAGUAGUCAUAAACAUUUGGUAACAAACGAAAUUUCAGUUGAAAAAUUAUCAAAGCCUUCUCACAAAUUAAUAAUAGAAUCUAAGACUAGUAAAUCAAAUAAAGAGUUGAGUGAAAAUGUAGAUAUAUUUAAGAAAAGUUCAAAAAUCAUCGGUAUUACACAAACCUCCCGGUCAAAAAGUAGACUUGAAAAAGAUUCUAAAGAAUCUGCAGAUGAAUCAGAAUAUGAAGAAACCGGUUAUAAGCGUAUUGAUUUUGAUUUUGAUACCAAAGCAAAGAUUCAGCAAAUUAAAAAUUCUGAUAAAAAUACAGAUAUGGAAGAGUAUUCUGAAGAUAGCGAUAAAAAUAAUUAUAAAAAGAAAUCAAUUAAAGCAGAUUCUAAUAAUCGGCCAAAAAGCAGAAUGGAUCAAAUUUUAAGAAGUAAAUCUCCAAAUAAAGCAACUAAAAUUUCAAAAGAAAAAAUGAUGAACAAAUCAGAUGAUUCAGAAGUCGAAAAUUAUAUAUACAAUCGAGGUGAUACUUCUAAACACAUUUUACGUCCUAAAAGUCGAGUUAGAAAAAUCUCUAAAAAUUUAUUGGAGAAUGAUUCUGAAGAUCAAAAGAAAAAAUCAGAUGCAGAAUCAUUUUCAAGCCAUGAUAAAUCAGAAUCAUUUGCAUGCCUGAAAAGUAGAAUGGGUAAGUUCUUAAAAAAUACAUCUCUAGUGAAAUCUAUCAAAUCUGUAAAAGAAAAGGCUAUAAAUCAAUCAUGUGAUGAUUCUGAAGUUGAUAAUUAUACACAUAAUCGAAGUGAUAGCCCUAAACAUAUUCCACGACCAAAAAGUCGUAUUAAUAAAUUAUCUAAAAACUUAGACGAUGAAAACGGAGAAUACAAAAAAAAAUCUAAUUCAAUGUUUAAUUCUAAUAAAUACAAAUCAAAAUCCAUCGAACGUCCAAAAAGUAAACGUACAAUAAAAAUAUCAAAAACUUCAAAAGAGAGGUCGGAAUUGAGUGAUUCAGACGUCGAAAAUCAAACACGUGAUCAUAGACGUAGUAAUAAAUUCAUGCUACGACCCAAAAGUCGAGCUAGUAAAUUCUCUAAAAUGUUAUUAAAUAGCGAUGGAGAAAGCCAAAGACAAAAAUCAGAUUCUGAAUUAAUCUCUCGUCGCAACGUGCUUAUAAAUAAUAUUAUUUUAGAAACGAAAUCUAUUCAACGCUCAGCAAGUAGAAUAGGCAAGGCGGUUGAAAAUAGACCUUUACCCAAAUUUUUAAAAGAAAAAUCAGUAUAUAAAUUAGAAUUUAAUUAUUCAGAUGCCGAAAAUCGAACGAGCGAUCGCAGUUUCAGUCCUAGAUUUGUUCAACGACCAAAAAGUAGAGAUAAUAAAUCUUUGAAAGAUCUAAACAGUGACGAUGAAGAAUACGUUUCAAAGAAAAAGUCUACUAUUAUAAUGAUGUCUAAUCAUGAUAAAACUGAAAUAGAGUCCCAUCAAAAAAAUAAACUGGAUAAAUUUAUACAUAGUAAAUCUCCAGAAAAAUUGUCACCUUCUGUAAAAGAAAAGUUUGAUAACACAUCUGAUGAUGAUUCUGAGAUUGAGACAAUCACUUAUAAUCAUGAUAUUAAUCUUAAAACAAUUUCGCGUCCGAAAAGCCGACUUCGUAAGUUUUCUCAAGAUUUUUCUCUAAACGAUGAUGACUUCAAAAAGAAAGCUGGCAUUGAAUUAGUUUCUAUUGAUAAAAUGGAUGAUGAAUUUUCUAAACGCUCACUAAAUAGAAUGAAUAGAAUUAUAAAAUAUAAAAUUGCUAAACUUAGUAAGCAAAAGAGUCCUGAAGUUGAAGCAACCAUACAAUUUGAAGAUGUUUCAGAAGAUGAUUUAGAAGUGGCUGAAAUCAUUCAAACAUCUAAUAUUAAUCCUCAGUCAGCCAUUAGAACCAAAAGCCGAGUUGGUAAAAUCACUGAAAAUAUUAACAAACAAAGAGAUAUGUUUCAAAUAGAGGAAGAUGAAUUCUUAAAGAAAGAAUGUAUUUCUCGUCCAAAAAGUCGAGCUUCUAAGAUAUUAAAAUUAGAAGAUAUGGAUGCAAAUCAGCGACCUAAGAGUAGAAUGGAUAUGUUUAAAAAAGAACAUGAAUCAAUAAUUAGUGAAUCUUUAAUCAACCUACAACAAAGAGAAAUGAAAGAAGCAACAAGACAAUUUACAGAAAAACUAUCAAAUGCUCAAAAGUCAAUUAUAUACUCAGAUGAUAGCAAUAUAGAUACCUUAGAUCAAUCAUUGAGUAAUUUGAAAUCUGCUGGAAAAGGUUUAGCACUUUUGGAAGAAUCUUUUAAAAAAGAAUUUAAAAAGAAAAAGACAUCAUUAAAAUUUCUAUUAAAUUCCCAAUCUACACCAGAAGAAUCUGAUCUCUCAUUUGAUGAUGAAGAAAAUAAUUUAUUAAGAACACGAACAACAAAAAGAAGAGCCAAAAUUAAUGUACCGCAAAAAGUUUUGCAACAUUAUGAUGAAGUCAUUGACUUUGUCGUUAAUAAUAUAGAGCAUUCCUUUCCAUCAACAAUGGAUAUUAUUAAAGAAGAACAUGUAUAUACAAAAACAGAUGAGAUAAAAGGUUAUGACAAAAUUGAAUUACAAAUAAACGACAAAAAUAUUAUUAAAACAUUAACUGAUGAUUCGCAAUUAGAUUAUAUUUCUGAUGAAAAAUUAAAUAAUGUUUCUAUAUCUAAAACAUCGGAAUUCAAAGAAGAGGGAAUACAUAAUGUGAAUGUUAGUCUUGACGAAAGUACAUCAACUGACUUGAAUUUUGAAGUUGUAGACACAGAAAUGUUUGAAUUCAUAGAUAAAAAAAAUAUAAAGUCUGUAAAAAAUAAUGUUGAAAAACAAACUGUAAAAAGAAGUUACUUAGUAAACGAUUCCAAUACAAGUGAAGAAUUUAAACAAGAUGAAUAUGAAAGUCAAGAGGUACAUGAUAAUGAAACUCAAUCUGUCAUUGAAAUUGAUAACAUAGACGCUCCAUUUACUUAUGGAGGUUCUCCAUACGUUGUAUUGGAUAAUUUUGAAGAACAACCUGAGAAUGAUAUUUCAAUAGAAGGAGAAAAUGCAUGUAAAGAAGAUACAAUGACACCAUUCACUUAUGAAGGUAUGCCUUUGCCAAAAGAAAUUGUGGAUAGUUGCAGUUCAAUAGGAAGUGGUUCCAAUUAUCCCUCUCCUGAAACUGAAUUAUAUGGAGAAACUAAUGAAGAAUCGGAAUCUAAAAAAUAUGCAAUUAACAAUUACAAAAUAGAACAAGUUGGAGAUGUAAUUAAUAAGGAGCAAAUCUUUGUUAACUUACUUGAUGUAGAUAAUAUAGAAAGGAAGAAAAUUAGACUUCAAAAGAAUUUUUCUAUAAAAAAGGUAAUGGAAAUUGAUAUAAACAAAAAACCGAAAAUUGAUAUAGAGAUAAACGUAAAUAAUGAAAUAGAAAAAAUGAUGCACCAAAAAGAAAUGUUUAAAAAAUUACAUAUAGCAGAGAAAUCAACUGAACAAAAGUCAAUACAUUUAUCUUUACAAUCAUUAAAAGAUAUCGAUAAGGAAAUGAACUAUGAAUUAAAAAAAUCAGAGAUAUUGAAAGAGUAUAAUGAAUCUAUAGACGACAGUACUUCUGAGAAAUCUGUUAAAUUGCAAGAAGUUGGCGAAUCAGAUGAUGAAAUAAAAUCUGACAAUUCAAUCAAAAUAAAACGUCAAAAACGAAAAAAACUAUAUGAUGACAGGUGGAUAAUACCAAAGCAGCGAAGAAGCUCUAGAGUAUCAGAAGAAAAUAUUCCUAAGUAUGGAAGUAAAUUUCGUAUGCAAAACAUUAUUGGAGAUGAACAGUCAGAUGAAGAAAUGCCAGUAAGAAAAGGUCGUGGUCGACCGCCAUUAACUGUUACAAAGAAUCGAAAAAUAGAAGUGCAGUCGAAACGUAAUUUAAAAAGGAAGUUAUCAACAAGUGCUGAAAAAAUGAAAUCGUGUAAAGUGCGCGUUGUAGACUGUAAAUUUAAUUUGUUACAACCUAAUGUACAUCCAAGUGUUUUACGAAGAGCAGGCAUAUCUAGUAUUAGAAAUUCAAAAGUAUUUUUUGUAGACUUGAAUUCCAAGCAAAAUGAAACUAAUAUUGUUAAUAAACCAAAUGAAGAUGAUGUAUAUUUAAAAAAAAAACAAGCUUGUUUUGAUUUUAGAGAUACAGAUUUGAAGUCUAAUUGUGAAAGCAACGAAGAUCUAGAAACUAUUGAGAAUGAAAGUUUUGUUGAAAAUAAAGUGCUAAAAGAAAAUUUUUUCGAAUCUUAUGAAACAGAAAAGAUAAAAAAAGAAAAACGAAGUUCUAGUGAAAAGAAUAAAGUAACAGUCGUAUCACCUACAAAAUUUAAUAAAGAUACUAAUGAGGAAUUUAAUACUAUACCAAUUAAACAAGUGUCAAUAACAUCAGCAACUAUCUGUACUAAUUUUACAACGAAUACAUUUCCAGAAUCCUAUCAAGAGAAGCAAAACUCAAACCGAGUUGAAGAUAGAUCAAUGAUAAAAGCUCAAGUAAUAGUGGAAAAAAUGGUCAUUCCAAUAAAGAAUUCUAAUGAGAUUGAAAAGCCCGGUUCAAGUGGUGAGGUUGAGGAGAAAAAACCAAAUAGGACUUCUUAUACAAAUCACAAGGGCCCAAUAUUAAAUAUAAAGGUUUUCGAAGAUACAUUUUUGGCGGCAAGUGAUGAUGGAUGUGUUUAUCGCUACGAAAUUGCAACCAACACGUUACUAAAUAUCUUCAAGGGUCAUACAGCUGCUGUGACUUGUCUUUGCGUAACGCGUUUCGACACCGGUGACACUUCAAAAGAAUUGCUAUACUCUGGAUCGUUAGAUGCUAGUCUUCGGUGCUAUAAUAUAAGGACUGGUUUAGAAAUGCAAGUGAGUGAAGUAGGAAGCGCAGUUCAAUGUAUGGAUCAAGCAUGGGGCUUAAUUUUUAUAGGCACCAAAUCUGGAAGUAUAUCACGUUUUAAUAUUAAGUCUGGUUAUUUAAAGCCGGAUUCUAUUCAAUCGUCUGAUAAGCCUGUUAUGGCUUUAAAAGCAACCAAUGAAGGAGCGAGAAGAGUACUAAUAGUGGCUUCCCGUAAUCAAAAACUCACUAUUCGAGAUGCUAUAACCGGACUUGUACUACGCACGAUAAGUGGGCAAAAGAAUUAUACGAUCUACAGUCUUUUGAGAGAUCACAGUUUGAUUUACUGCGGAACAAGUAGUACUUCGAUUCCAGUUUUUGAUUUUAUUAGUGGUGAACAGAUAGUACAAUAUAAUGCAAGUGUUGGUAUUGUGUGCAUGUGUUUGCUUAAAAGACUUCUCUUUGCUGGAUGUUAUGAUGGCAACAUUUAUGUAUUUGACACAAGGAAUCAUAGUCUUGUAUGUAGUAUACCUGGACCUGGAAAUAUGUUACUAAGUAUGGAACUUGUAGAUAGAAAGAUAAUUGCAGGUAGUAAAGAUAGAAACCUUCAUGUAUGGGAUAUGCCCGAACAAAUACUGGAGAUACUGGAUGAACAAUUGUAACAUAUAUAUGGCAAAAAGUGAAUCUAGUCAUCUACGGAACUCUUCACGCAAAGAAUUUAGGAGGAAAAACGUUAAUCCAGAAUUAACGGUAUUAAAAAUUGAACUACUGCCGUGACUCGUAAGCUCGUAAAAUAACAGCAUUAUAUGGAAUUUAAAGUCCAAAAAUAUGAAGUAAACUGUGUAUAAAAGAUAAAAGCGAAAAUAAAAAAAUUAAGGCAAGAACUUAAUCGAAAACUAUUAUAAAAAUGUAUAUAAAAACGCGCACGGUAGAAAUAAAAAACUAUAUGUACAGAGUUAAGUGUACAAAUGGGGUUCGUAAAAAAUAAUUAUACUAAAAUGCAACCGCGCAUAC
Molecule: messenger RNA, 16889 nt
Organism: Ceratosolen solmsi marchali
Lineage: Eukaryota; Metazoa; Arthropoda; Insecta; Hymenoptera; Agaonidae
Exons: 17
Coding region: 260-16537 (5425 amino acids)
Cellular component (GO): membrane; cytosol
Molecular function (GO): SH3 domain binding; RNA binding
Source: RefSeq, a predicted model, not a curated record